Cajanus cajan (pigeon pea) is the source of this 432-nucleotide messenger RNA. Lineage: Eukaryota; Viridiplantae; Streptophyta; Magnoliopsida; Fabales; Fabaceae. The record is from RefSeq and is a predicted model, not a curated record.
AUGUGGUCCUGUGGUGUAAAGUGUUUGAACCAUUCCAUUCCAUUUUGGCUGGGAGAUGGAUGUCUGGAGGAGGGUGGUCUAAAGGCUUCUUCUUCUUACUCGCGUGAUAUUAAUGAGCAUGAUAAUGAUAAAGCCAUAGAGAGUUUGCAGGACAGAGUCUCUUUUCUGAAACGAAAUGAUAAAGCCAUAGAGAGUUUGCAGGACAGAGUCUCUUUUCUGAAACGAUUAACAGGUGAUAUCCAUGAGGAGGUUGAGAGUCAUAACCAGUUACUUGAUCGGGUGGGUAACAAAAUGGAUGGAUCAAGGGGUAUGAUGAUGGGAACCAUGGAUCGAUUUAAGAAGGUUUUUGAGAAGAAAUCAGCGAGGAAAACGUGCUCACUUGUGGCUUAUUUCACAGUUGCCUUCGUAUUCCUUCUUAGUUCAAAGUUCUAA